Molecule: messenger RNA, 327 nt
Organism: Prorocentrum cordatum
Lineage: Eukaryota; Dinophyceae; Prorocentrales; Prorocentraceae
Source: the annotation of a GenBank genome assembly
GCCGAGAAGUCCGCCGUCCCCCGAUCAGGGGCCGGCGUGCUCGGCGGGGCUGGCGCCGCCGCGAAGGCCAAGGCCGAGGCGAAAAAGAAGGCCAUGCCCGGGCUCGUCGUCGUCAAGAAGCAGAAGACGGAUUCCGGCGCAAGCCCACCCGCGGUCGCCGAGGAGGCCAAGGACGCCGCGGUCGCGACCACCAGCGGCUCGGCAGCCCCGCCGGCCGACGCGAGCGCCGACGAGGCGGCUGGCGGCGGCGAGGCGGCCGCAGGCGGCAUCGGCCUGGGGGCUUACGGCAGCAGCAGCGAGGACGAGGAGGAGGGGGAGGGCGAGUGA